Molecule: messenger RNA, 3261 nt
Organism: Cladocopium goreaui
Lineage: Eukaryota; Dinophyceae; Suessiales; Symbiodiniaceae
Source: the annotation of a GenBank genome assembly
GAGAACGGAAAUUGGCCUGCCAUCUGCACCAUUUGCAACAAGUUCCUGGAAGAUGCGGAUCUGACUGCCGCGCUUUUGCCGAAUACCAUUGCUGCUGUGAAAGACCUGGUUCAGAAGAAGAUCAAUCAGGUGGAGACUGCGAAGAACUGCAAGCCUUUGAAAGUGAAGCGCGCAACCAGUGCUGAUCCUGCUCAACAUGCGGAGAAGAAGAUCAAGCAGGAAGUGAAGAUUGAAGGGACGGAGUGCAAGGCAGAAGCUACGGAGCAAAAGGUGGAGCAGCUUGAAGAGAGGAUGUGCAAGGCUGAACUGAUAUCUUACCACAACCUGCAGGUUGUGGAGAAGAUACCCGAUCUAGUGGGUGAGUUCGGUGAGAAGAGUGAGGGGACGAAGAAGGCGAUCACCUACCCGAUCUUCUGCAAGUGGUGCAACAAAACUUUCUCUGGCAGAAACAGGGCAAAAAUUGUCCAGCACACCAGUGGGCAGGAACACCGACGGCGAUGGAGAAGCAAGGAAGCUGUGGGGGAAGUCAAGGCUGUGGAUGAGGACGUGAAGGAGGAAAAAGCUGAAGACUCUGCAGACCCACUUCCCCUUGGAAAGUGCUUGGGAUUACGCCUCCAAAGCCACAUUGGGCGUAAAACCCGCUUGGGCAGCGAUUUGUUUCCGGUGUGGAAGGCAUACACCCAGUAUGCGAAUCUAGACAAAUCGCUGAGGACCGACACCAUCGACUGCGUCACCAAGAUCGCCACCCACAGUGUGAAGAGCCUUUGCGACACUGGCGACUGGAUUCUGACAGCUACAACAUGCAUUGGCUCUGGACCAGUCUUCACCACGGAAGAUGGUGAUGUGACCUGCCGCCAGUGUUUUGAGCUUGGCAGCAAGCCUCGCUUCCUGUCCAAAGUGACCGGCCUGAUCUUGAACAUGGACAUGGGGGAACUGCUUCACCACCGCAUGUUCAGAGAUGGUGAGGUGGAGAGUUUCAUGGCCAAACUCAGGCAAUCUGUGUGCUAUCUGCGAAGGCACAAGACUCUGUACGAAGAGUUUAUGGAGUACCCCGUGCAAAAGCUGCACUACAAAGUCCGGUGCUUUUGGACUGGACGGGCAGCUGUUCCUGAAUGUGGCACAGCGGCUUUGCAUCUGUGGACAGCUCAGGUGAUCAAGCCUUGUUUGGAUUGCGAACCUGGCCACUCCAUCAAGCACCUGUACCUGAAGCAACUGGUCCAGUACAUGCACCGCGACCCCACGGUGAAUUCCUAUGAGGUGGACCUUGUCAGAUCCGUGAUUUGUGGCAGCUUCAGUAGACAUCCCAUCCUUCAGGGAGUGCUGGUUGCUUGUAUGAGCAAAAUCAGAGGCGAAGAGCAAGGUACCACGACGAUGCGAAACCCGCACCGCUCCUUGUCCAUUGUUGGUAGUGAGGAAGAGCGGCGUUUGCUCAUUCAGACUGGCACAGAAAUGGCGUGCCAUGGUUCGAACCAUGCAGCCCUUGAGUUUUUUGGUUUACAAUGGAUGACCAGAAAUGAUUGGCGGGGGUGCCUGCAGUUUGAAGGGUUUCCAUUGUUUACGGCACCCAGUGUGGCUGAGAUGAGAGAGGGAAAUCACCUGAUUUCAUCAACUUUCCUCCCACGCAAGCCAACUUGUGCCCAACGGCGCCUUGCCCUUUGCUUUGAUCAAACUUAUUUACAGGCUUGUUCACAGUUGUGUACUACCAGCAAAGGCCACGUCUUGCUGGGUGGCCCGCACCGCUGUGCAGAUUUUGAUUUACCUGACGAGUCGCAAAAGGUGCUCAAAGACCGGGCUGGACACGUGAUACCGCAGAAGGUGGACAAAGAUCGCACCAAAGCAACAGAUAUCGAAUCUGUUGUUCUCUGGGACCCCACAAGGUGCAAAAGUGGCAUCUUCGAAAUUGGUGCUUUUCCGGUCACCGCCCAGGCAGACAGGCAUGGAUUUUUUGAGGCUCGUGCAAGUGCACCAUCCAAGCAGCGCGGACAGUGGGAGGUACUCCACAGGAUUGGUGGAGUGCUGGAGGCAGCUGACUCUGUUCGGUUUAUACUAGCCGACAAGCACGGAAGUCACAACUGGCUUGCAAGCUGGUUGCUGGGGCGCACCAUCGACCUUCCCCAGGAGUUGAUGGACUUGGUCCCGUUCUUCAAGACACUCCGCUUUGAAGACCUACCUGAGUGCCGAUUUGUGGUCAAGUACAGGAUUGCCCUGCAGGGGUCUAGCCCUGUCCAUUUUGUACCUGGGCCAGCUCAUGCUCAGAAAAAUUGGACGGAACAACUGAGAUCUUCAUUGUCCACACCAACAUUCGGACUCUUGUGGUCAGACUGGUCAGGAGCCCUGGAACUAGGGCUCUACCCUGUGGCGUUCCAGGGCACUGACACGAUGUCAGAUCGUCAGUCUGGUCUUUGGCUGUCACCUGCGAACUUCGUGUUAAACCCAGGAGCGCAGGAGGUGGAGAUACCAUGGAUGCUUCAGGGUGCUAUGGUUUUUUCUCUCAUCGGUGCCCACUGCCAAGCAGCGGUUCUGCACUCCCAGUCAGACCCGCUGUGGAGACUGGAAACGGCUAUGGUAGGACUACUUCUGUUGGAUUUCGGUGAGAUGAUGGCCGAACACUUUGCCAAAGGCAAAGGCACCAAAAAGAGAGAACGAUGGGUAGAUCCGGUGACAGCCGGCACAUUGCGUGACAUGUGCGGUGCAGUGAUUUGCAUCCUGUGGGCUUCUGAUGAGUCAACGCCUCUGGUGUGGCAACAGCUGACUGAACGCAAAAUCGAAUGCAGAUUCGGAAGGAUCAGGAGCUGUUUCCAAAACGCUCAAAUGAGUGUAGGUGAUUUUUGGCGAGCCAGUUUGCAGCUUAUGCGCAAGGACCUGGACUUGGAAUUGCCACCACAGGAAGACUGCAAGCACAUCAAGUUGACUGAGAAGCAGUUUCAGUCCACGACAAGCAGUGCAUUCAGUGCAGCCCGCAAGUUCGCAUCCCUAUGCUCUGGCUUGACUGACUCCGAACUCACCGCUAUGUUCAAGAUGAGAACUCCCGACGAUGGUGGUUUGGAUGAGCUAAGCCAGACCUUUGCAGGCAGGGCACCCUGGGAGUUGAAGAAGACACAGGGAAGCAGGCUGUGGCCACCAUUGAAAGAAUCCGAGCAUCUGAGGCAUUCAUUGAUGCCACAGAAAAUCCUGAAGGACAAAACCCCAACUGGCAUGAGAACCUGGCAGAAGAGUGCGAAGAUGACAAGGAGGUGGCAGAAGCCACGAAGGCUGUGCUGA